AGAAGGCCUUGAGGGGAGAGACAGCCCCCCCCCCCCAGCAGGGGAAGGGGUGUGUGGCUGGGGGGGAAGGUUGGGGUCAUUCAGGAGGUGCCCCCGACGUGGGGGGGAAGGGAUGUGGCAGCAUCUGGGGCUGAGGGAGGGGGAUGGGUCAGUGGGGCCGGGAGAGGAGAGCCCCCUAUGUGAAAGGGGUGGGGGGCUGGGACGAGGUCACUGGAAAGCCCCUCUUGUAGAGGGGAGGGGACUCAUUGGGGCGAUCUACAUUGAAAGGGCGGGGGUGGGGGCUGCCGACUUCGCCCCCGUGUGGAAGGGGAACUGGGGGGUUGUGGGAAUGGGAGUCCCAGGAGGAGAAGGGGGGAGAAGCCCCCCUGAUCAUGCCCCUGAAUCAGGAGCACGGAGGGUCAGGAUUAGGGGCUGAUCCUGAGGGGUGAGGACCCCGCAGGGCUGGAUCCUGGGGCCCGGGAUACGGUGCUGCACCCCGAUGUCCAAGCCGUUCCCCUGCCCCCCAACUCCCCCUCUCUCCCCCCAGCAGGCCGUGGGGCGAUGGAGCCAGACUGCAAGCGCAGGAAGAUGGAGGAGCCCGCGGACCCCCCGUGGGAGCCGUUGCUGGUGCUGCCCGAGCUGGAGUCGCAGGAGGUGGAGCUGAGCCCGGCCUACGCCGCCCUCCUUGUGCUGGCUGCUUCGGAUCUCGAGACGUCCCGCGGUGUUGCGGGUGAGCUGGCGGCCGCCCCGCUCCCCCUGACGGAGCUCUCCACACCUGACAGCGGGUGCGGGCGGCGGGGGGACACCCAGCCGCUUGGAGCUCUCCUCUGCCCGGUCCGCCGCUUCGCGGUGGCGCCUUUUCUGCGAGUACGCUGGCUGUGUAGUAUCCUCCCGACGGUGCGUGUGGACGUCGACGGCUGGGGGACCUUCCUGGAGGUGCCUGCCCGGCCCCCUCUCACCCGGCCUCCAGUUUCGAUGGCGGCUGCCCGCACUGGGGCCAUCGGCUCUUCUGCACGAGCACAAACGGUACCAGCCAGGCUGGCCGGCGCGCUUCUCAGCCCUCCAGGACAGGCGGCCAUGUGCAAGCCACAAUGUGAGCAGCGCCGUUUCCGGAUUGUUUGCUUCGGCUUGCUCGGGGUGCGAGCCUUUGGCAUGUGCCGGUCGGCGCCGCGGGUGAUCCGGGUCAGGAAUCCCAGCGCGUCUUCAUCUUACGGCGCGGUCUUCCUCUACAUUCUGGGGCCUUUAGGGUCCGGCUUAUACCCUCACGGCUACCAGGACCUUCAACCACGCUACGUAUUGGUCUUUCCGGGCGUCAUGGAGGGGCCCGCCUUGGCUGGGUCCGGUUGA
This is a messenger RNA of Chelonoidis abingdonii (Abingdon island giant tortoise), 1326 nucleotides long. RefSeq names its product adenosine deaminase tRNA specific 3 (gene ADAT3). Lineage: Eukaryota; Metazoa; Chordata; Testudines; Testudinidae. The record is from RefSeq and is a predicted model, not a curated record.